This is a messenger RNA of Aspergillus oryzae RIB40, 840 nucleotides long. Its product is annotated as class II fructose-bisphosphate aldolase. The coding region runs from base 1 to 840 and encodes 279 amino acids. The record is from RefSeq and is a predicted model, not a curated record. NCBI's taxonomy places the organism in Eukaryota, Fungi, Ascomycota, Eurotiomycetes, Eurotiales, Aspergillaceae. Gene Ontology annotation, molecular function: aldehyde-lyase activity; zinc ion binding. Gene Ontology annotation, biological process: carbohydrate metabolic process. The transcript has 2 exons.
AUGCUUUGCAUAGCAUUGAUUUGGAUUGAUUGUCUCGCUAACUCGUGGAAUAGCUACAACAAUGAUGGUGUAAUGGCAGUCACUCGUGCCGCCGAGGCCAAGCGCUCUCCCGCAUUAAUCGAAACCUUUCCAUGGACAAUGCACUUCCAAGGCCCACAUUUCGUCAAGUACAUCGUGGAAGCCGCCCACGCUGCCUCAGUUCCUAUCGGGGUCCAUCUCGAUCACCGUAUGGAUCCAGCCGAAGUUGAGCAAGCCUUGAAACUGCCCAUCGACUCCAUGAUGGUCGAUGCGUCGAGGCUGGAGCCGGAGGAAAACAUCGAAUAUUGCAGACAGAUCACGGAGCAAGCCAAGAUAAAGGGAAUCACUGUUGAGGCCGAAAUGGGACGUAUCAAUGGCGGAGAGGACGGGAUUCCGGAUGCCAGCCACCUCGAAGAGAUCUGGACUGAUCCACAACACGCGGAGGAAUUCACCCGACGAACAGGUGUUCAAUUUCUGGCGCCUUCAUUUGGCAAUAUCCAUGGACCUUACCCUGAAGGUGGCUCUGAGAAAUAUUGGCAGCUUGAUCGGCUUAAAUUGAUUGCUGAUGCCAUUGGUCCUACCAUUCCUCGGGUAAUUCAUGGAACGCAUCCCGUCCCGGACUGGCUUUUUCAUAAGGCCAUUGCAACGGGGGCUCGUAAGAUCAAUAUCAACCGGAAUGCUCGUGAUGGAUACACAGCCUUCGUGGCCGAGAAUGCUGACCGCUUGGAGCUUACUGCUUUGAAGGAACAGUCCGUGGCAAUCUAUCAAAGAUCAGUAGAACACUUGAUGGAUGUCCUUGGUUCAUCCGGGAAGGCGCAUUAG